AAGUGAUCCAGCGCCACUCACAUGUGGACGGGCACUUUAACACUGACGGGAACGUGCUCGUUGAUGUUGUUGUCAUCCAUCCCGGACGAUCUGCUCCGGCGACGAGCCUUCUGACUCCCGGUUACACGGAAUUUAGAAACCGUUAAACAAACAAACAGACAAACAAAAACUAACUGUGCACGUGCUCCCGAGACGGGGUCGCGGCUGCUCUCCCCGCCUCUCCCCCUGCACGCGCGGCUAAAUGACGGCAUGGAGACCGUGGAGCUGAGCCUGGCUUCCCUGAUCACGAUUUCCAGACACGUCGAAAAGAGUCACGGCGAGCUCGGCGCCUAUUUAACCAAACAGACAUGGAGCCAGCAGGACAGACAAGCCAUCCUGUGCUGUUUGGCUCAGCUCCUGAUAGAGAAGGAGUACACGCUCCUGAUUGCCCGGCACCUGCGGCCGCUCGUGCUUGACCUGCUGGAGAGGAAUGCCGAACGUAUCAAAAGGGACGUCCGGCUCAACCAUGACCUCCACGAGAGACUGUGUGUGGCGCUCAGCAAGCUCCUCAGCGUCAGCCCCGAUGCCCAGGCGUUUGCGGCGAGGUACUUCACCAGCGCGCCGCCCGUCUUUCAGAGACUCUUCUUCACUAGCGAAGAGGCAGCGUCUAUCCAGUACGGCCCCAGGCGCAUGAAGCUGCGGGACCUGAUGGGGGCCACCCUCCGCUUCCUCCAGAGCGACUGCGAGAAGUUCCGCGUGUUGUGGGACUGGAGCGUCUGCAUCUCGCAGCUGCUCACGAGUGACGUCAUGGUCCGAGGAUACACAGCGCAGUGCCUUGCUUUGGUGUCCCACAUGACUGACAACCAGAAAACAAUCUUCCUGAGGAAGGUUCUGUCCAGUGAGGAGAUUCUGCAUCUAAAAAUGAAGUCGCUGGAGGAGACUCAGCAGCUGGAGGUUGAGAGAGCUCUGGUUUUAGCCAAUCAGGGCUCUGUGAUGUGGCAGCUGGAAAAAGGAAAUAAGCUCACCAAGGGUCAGAUGGGGUCAGAAGACCUCUCGCGGUGCAUCACCGCAGUGUGUGGUGUGAUCUUGCCCAGACUGACGCCUCGACAAGAAGAGCAGACGUCUUUGAAAUCCCUGGUGCUGGUGGACUCAACAUGUCGAAACCUCAGGCGGCUCGCCAUGGCCGUGGCGUCCCACAAGCCCGUUCUUCUGGAAGGGCCUAUCGGAUGUGGGAAAACAGCUCUGGUGGAAUAUCUAGCCGCUGCUACGGGGCACAUCAAAUCCCCCAACAUCCUCAAGGUUCAGCUGGGAGAUCAGACAGACAGCAAGAUGUUGCUCGGGAUGUACCGAUGCACAGACAUCCCUGGCAAGUUUGUGUGGCAGCCGGGGUCCCUCACUCAGGCCGUGUCCAAGGGUUACUGGAUCCUCCUGGAGGAUAUUGAUCACGCACCGCUGGAUGUAAUAUCCGUGCUGCUGCCGCUGAUGGAGAACAAGAAGCUGACCAUUCCAGGCCGGGAGGACUGCAUUCAGGUCGCCCCUGGCUUCCAGUUCUUCGCUACGAGACGGAUGUUCUACAGCGGUGGAGCGUGGCACCGGCCUCAGAGCACCCACGCUGCUCUACUAGACAAGUACUGGAACAAGCUUCAGAUUGGGAAUAUGACCAGAGAGGAGCUCAGACAGAUCGUGCAAAAUAAGUACCCUGACUUGGCUGUGGUGGUGGAUCGAUUACUGGACAUUUAUUGCCAGCUGACUGGAGACAAACACCACGUCGCUGUCAGCGGCUCCGGCCCACAGAACCCAAGCGAGGACCGAACCGCAGUGCUGGAAGGCCGCGGACUCUCUCUGAGGGAUUUGCUGAAGUGGUGCGAGAGAAUAUGCGGGAACUUCGACAGCUCCGCCUCUAGCACGGCACAGAACGUCUUCCUGGAGGCCCUGGACUGCUUCACUGCCAUGCAGUCCAAAGCUGAGAGCCGCCUAAAGUUGGCCGAGAUCAUCGGCAGCAAGCUGAACAUCUCCAAAGAGAAGGCUCAGCACUUCUGUCAGAUGUACCAGCCUGCCAUCAGUAUCACAGAGCUGGAGGUGACGGUAGGACGCGCCAUGCUGCUACGGAAACAGAGCGACGCCGUGCGCCUCGAAGUAGAUAAGCAAACGUUUGCGGCUACACGUCCCUCCUCCGUGCUUCUGGAGCAGCUGGCCGUGUGCGUCACGAAAGGCGAGCCCGUGCUGUUGGUUGGAGAAACAGGCACAGGGAAGACCUCCACCGUGCAGUACCUAGCUGGAUUAACAGGACACAAGCUGCGUGUGAUCAACAUGAACCAGCAGAGCGACACUGCUGAUCUCCUGGGAGGGUACAAACCCGUGGAUCAUAAGCUCAUCCUGUUGCCCUUGCGCGAGGCUUUUGAGGAUCUGUUCUCUCAGACGUACUCACGCAAACAGAAUAUAACCUUCCUGGGUCACGUGCAGACCUGCUUUCGAGGCAAACGCUGGCAGGACCUGCUCAAGCUCAUGGACCACGUGUGCAAGUCGGCUCUCACCAAGGAGCUGCAGGACAAGCCCAAUGCUGCGUUGCUGCAGCAGCAGUGGGAGGCACUCGCUCUGAGACUGAGUCAGACUCAGGAGCAGAUCCGAGCUCGGGAGUCGGCCCUGGUGUUUGCCUUCGUCGAGGGUACCCUGGCUCAAGCAGUCAAGAAGGGAGAGUGGAUCCUGCUUGAUGAGAUCAAUCUGGCUGCAGCCGAGACCCUGGAGUGUCUGAGCGGGCUGCUGGAGGGCAGCGCUGGGUCUCUGGUGCUGCUGGACCGAGGAGAUACAGAACCCCUGGUGCGCCACUCCGACUUCCGCCUGUUCGCCUGCAUGAACCCGGCCACUGACGUAGGCAAGAGGAACCUGCCUCUGGGAAUCCGCAACAGAUUUACCGAGCUAUACGUGGAAGAGCUGGAGAGCGAAAGCGAUUUACGCAUCCUGGUCUCAGAUUAUUUCAAAGGCCUUAACCUGAACAGAAGUACCAUCCAUGGAAUCAUCAGUUUUUAUUUGGCCAUUCGUAAGGAGGCGAACUCGCGCUUGGUGGAUGGCACCGGCCACAAGCCUCACUACAGUUUACGCACACUGUGCCGUGCUCUCAAGUACGUAGCGACUAACCCCUGCUACAACGUCCAACGUUCUCUCUACGAGGGUUUUUGCUUAAGCUUUCUAACACAGCUGGACCGCAGUUCCCAUCCCGUCGUGGAGAAAUUAGUGCACCAGUACAUUUUGGGAGGAAACAUCAAGUGUCUUAGACAGCAAAUCCCGGAGCCCCGGGCCCGUGGCUGUCUGCAGAUAGAGGGCUACUGGUUGAGUCAGGGUGACAUGGACCCAGCACUAGACCCUAGCUACAUCCUCACUCCGUCUGUGCGCCUCAACCUCCGAGACCUGGCCCGCGUGGUGGCUGCUGGCAUCCACCCAGUGCUGAUCCAGGGUGAGACAUCGGUAGGGAAAACCAGCCUGGUCAGGUGGCUAGCGGCUGCCACGGGGAACCAGUGUGUGAGGAUCAACAACCACGAGCACACAGACAUCCAGGAGUACAUCGGCUGCUACUCAUCCGAUGAGCAAGGGAAGCUCGUCUUCAAAGAAGGCGUCCUGAUCGAUGCCAUGCGGAAAGGCUAUUGGAUCAUCCUGGACGAGCUGAACCUCGCCCCCACCGACGUCCUCGAAGCCCUGAACAGGCUGCUAGAUGACAACAGGGAACUCUUCAUCGCCGAGACACAGGAAGUGGUGAAAGCACAUCCGAGAUUCAUGCUCUUUGCUACCCAGAAUCCCCCAGGUCUCUACGGUGGCAGAAAGGUCUUGUCAAGGGCGUUCAGGAAUCGCUUUGUGGAGCUGCAUUUUGACGAGUUACCCAGUGAGGAGCUGGAGACCAUCCUGCACCAGCGCUGCAGCCUCCCUCCAUCUUACUGCACCAAGCUGGUCAAAGUCAUGCAGAACCUUCAGUCUUUGCGGCGUGGAUCCAGCGUGUUCGCCGGGAAGCACGGUUACAUCACGCUCCGAGAUCUGUUCCGAUGGGCCGAGCGCUAUAGACUAGAAGAACAGACCGACUCGUCACGUGACUGGCUGCAACACCUAGCCGAUGACGGGUACAUGCUGCUGGCGGGUCGUGUCCGUAAGCCAGAGGAGGCUUUAACCAUCCAGAACAUUCUGGAGAAGCACUUUAAGAGGACGGUAAACCCCGAUGCACUGUUCUCUGAGGCUCAGGUCACCACGCAGUUCAGUCCAUUUGUGGCCAGCAUUGCUGGUAUGCCUGAGGAGUUUGGUCAUGUGGUUUGGACCCAAGGCAUGAGGAGGCUUGCCGUGCUGGUGGGCCGCGCACUCCGUUUUGGAGAGUCCGUGCUGCUGGUGGGCGAUACCGGGUGUGGUAAGACCACAAUAUGCCAGCUGUUUGCUGCUCUGGCUGGACAGAAGUUUUUCGCUGUGAAUUGCCACCUGCACAUGGAGACGUCUGACUUCUUGGGUGGUUUACGGCCGGUCCGACACAUUGGAACAGGGCAGUCGGAUGCUGAAGAUGGCCGUUUGUUUGAAUGGCGUGAUGGACCCCUAGUGCUCGCUAUGAAACAGGAAGGAGUGUUUUUGAUGGAUGAGAUCUCACUGGCUGAUGACUCGGUGUUGGAGAGACUCAACAGCGUACUGGAGACGGAGAAAUCUCUGGUCCUGGCAGAGAAAGGCAGCGGCAAUGAUGACGACGUUGAGCUCAUCAUUGCCGGGAAGAAAUUUCGACUGGUCGCCACCAUGAACCCCGGUGGAGACUUUGGCAAGAAAGAGCUUUCUCCAGCAUUGAGGAACAGGUUCACUGAGAUCUGGUGUCCUCAGUCUAACAGCCGCGGUGAUCUGAUGAAGAUCGUCCAGCACAACUUGCGAGCAGGGCUUUCCUUAGACCAGCACGACCACCAAGGAAAGGACAUCGCCGAGCUCAUGUUGGACUUCAUCGACUGGCUGACCAAUCAGGAGUUUGGGAGGCGAUGCAUCCUAAGCGUAAGGGACAUCCUGUCAUGGGUGGACUUCCUGAACGCUGUGUGCGAGAAGGACGAGGAUCGGGAUGAGAGCAGCUUCAUGGGUCUGGAGGAGAUGGAGGAGCCGGAGUGGGACCGGAGGCUGGACACGGUCACUGCUUUCAUCCAUGCCGCCUGCCUCGUAUACAUCGAUGGCAUUGGAUCAGGUACGACAGUCUCAGCAGCAGAGAAUGUAGCGAAAGCAAGGAAGGCAUGUCUGGCUUUUGUGGAGACGAAGUUACGCAGGAUCACUAAGCUAGAUAAGAAGAUGCAGGAGGCUCUGAGGGUUUACGACACCAGCCUGGUCAGAGAGCCACGCUGGGGGGACGACUUCUUCGGCAUCGAGCCCUUCUACAUCGUGGCUGAUCCUGAGAGCGAAAGCCGCAGUCUGUUGGACUAUGCCCUGGGUGCAGGCACGACAGCAGUGAACACCAUGAGGAUCUUACGGGCACUAAAGCUCCAGAGACCCAUCCUGCUGGAGGGUUCACCCGGAGUGGGCAAGACCAGUCUGGUGGCUGCGCUUGCCAAGGCUUCUGGGAACCAGCUCGUCAGAAUCAACCUCUCUGAGCAGACAGAUGUUACAGACCUGUUUGGAACAGACCUUCCAGUGGAGGGCGGUAAAGGAGGAGAGUUUGCUUGGCGCGACGGUCCUCUCCUGGCUGCUCUAAAGGCUGGACAUUGGAUUGUACUAGAUGAGCUGAACUUGGCAUCUCAGUCGGUGUUGGAGGGUCUGAAUGCCUGCUUCGACCACCGAGCAGAAAUCUACAUCCCGGAACUGAGCAUACGUUUCCAGGUCCAGCAUGAGAAAACCAAGAUCUUUGGCUGCCAGAACCCCUUCACGCAGGGAGGAGGACGCAAAGGCCUGCCGAAGUCCUUCCUCAACAGGUUUACUCAGGUGUAUGUGGACCAGCUCACCAGUGAAGAUAUGCAGUUCAUUGGUAACUCCAUCUUUCCAAACAUCAAUGAGCAGAUCAUCUCUAAAAUGGUUCAGUUCAGCAACAAGCUUGUGACCGAGGUGGCAGUAGAGAGAAAAUGGGGUCAGAAAGGAGGACCGUGGGAGUUCAACCUGCGAGACCUCUUCCGUUGGUGUCAGCUGAUGCAAGCCGACCAAUCACCAGCCUUCUAUAACCCGGGCCAGCACGUUGGACUGGUGUAUGCAGACCGGAUGAGAACAGAAGCAGAUAAAGCUCAGGUGCUGUCUGUGUUCAGGAAGGUGUUUGCUGAAGAGUUCGAGCCUCACUUGGGCUCCAGGCAGUUCCACAUUACUCCUCUAAAUCUGCAGGUGGGCUCGUCAGUCCUUCAGCGCAGCGGUGGCGCGCCUGUCGUCUUGGAUCCUCCUCUGUCGAUCACUCAUCAAGCUCUGCGGCCACUGGAGUCCUUAAUGAAAUGCGUGAAGAUGGGCUGGAUGGCCAUAUUAGUGGGCCCCAGCGCCAGUGGGAAGAGCAGUCUGGUGCACCUGCUAGCCUUGCUGACCGGACACAGGCUCAGGGUGAUGGCUAUGAACAGCGCCAUGGACACCACUGAACUGCUGGGAGGGUUUGAACAGGUGGACAUCAUCCGGCCAUGGCAGCAAGUCUUGGAGAGCAUGGACUACGUGGUGGCCAUGGUGACACGGCGAGGGCUGAUGUCUCUGGACGGGGCGGUUCAGGACACCGAGUUCCUUUUGAGCACGUGGAGCACGUUCCGUCGCUGGCUGAGGGAUGAGGGACUCGACACGGCUGAUGGCACAGUGACGUUUGAGGCUCUGAACAAGCUGGAGGUCAUCAUCGUGCUCCUACACAAACUCAACACCAAGCUCAAGGUCUUCACAGACAUGUCGAAGCUACAGAUGGACUUCACCCUGCUGAAGGAGCGCUUGGCGCAGAUGGAGGACGGUUGGAGUCAUGGCGGUUUCGAAUGGCUGGACGGCACACUGGUCCAGGCUCUGCAGGCUGGAGACUGGCUACUUAUGGACAACGUCAACUUCUGCAGCCCAUCUGUGCUGGAUCGGCUGAACGCUCUCCUGGAGCCGGGCGGGUCUUUGACCAUUAACGAGCGUGGGGUCAUAGACGGCACGACGCCAAGCAUCACUCCACACCCUAACUUCAGGCUAUUCCUCACCAUGGACGCUGCGCAUGGAGAGAUCUCCCGAGCUAUGAGGAAUCGUGGUGUGGAGAUCUACAUCCCGGGAGAGAACGAGGGAGUAUGUUGGGACUCGCUGGACCUGAAGACCAUCUUACACACUCUGGGAGUUACCGGAGAUUGUGUGUGUGACCUACUGAUGACCAUUCAUUCCGAGAUCAAGUCAGCCAUCUGGGACUCGCCGGCAUCCUCUGUGUCGUCUCUGCUACAUGCCGCUGCGCUGUUGUCCAGUCAGCUGCAGAGAGGUGUAGAUCUGCCCAGCGCCCUGCUACAGGCAUGCGGGGAAGCGUACGCCCUCUGUCAGCGCACCACCGCCAACCAAAAGCUUGCUCAGGAGCUGAUAGAGAGGCACUUGGCGGUGCUAGACUCCGAAGAAUGGGGCAGUGGGCUGUUGUGCGCCGGCGUGUGGCCCGACCGAGUGCCUUCUGCCCUGCAGUCAACAGAGGACUCGUGCUUUUCCAGUGUCCAGAGGGACGGCCAGGUUCUCCUCUACUGUCUGAACAUGCUCAGCCUGCACAGCAAGAGGAUUCGGCCGUUGAGCCUGACUGACCUGCAGAGGGCAAUGCAGAGCGGUGCAGCACUGGAAACCCUGCAGUUUUCUCCAGAAGGCGGGGCAGGUGACAGGAUCAGGGACGCCCAGCAGCUCCUUCCAACGGCGGUGCGGAUCCUGACCGAGAGAGCCUCCCACAGCGACUGGGUCCUGCGUACCAGCUGGCUCUCCCACCUCGCCAAAAACUACAAACAUGUACCAGAAGCAGCACUGAUGCAGCUGGAGGCAGGAAAUCAGGCCCUCAAAGCCGUCUUUAACAGCAAACUCGUUGGCAAGGGCAAAUACCUGACUGAGCACCUUCAACCCCACAGCACAGAUGACUACAGGAUCCUGGUAGACAUGCGCUGGAACAAACAGUACCUGGACAUCUUGGCUAACACCUGUAACUUUGAGGACGAGGAGCGAUGUAUGGAGUUUAUGGAGGCUCUGUAUGCUGUCGCCAACAGGAUCAUAAUACUGAUGGACAGAGAGGAGAGAGCAGCUAUAUGCAGCAGCACAGGAAAUACAUCACCAAAUAACAGUGCACUAAGACUGGCCACUGCCUUUUCUAAAGGAACGGUAGAUAUUGCGCAGCUGCCGCAUCCAGUCCUUGUGCACCUGCGCUCUUUCUUUGACCUGUGGGACUCCUUCGUGCUGCAGGCCGUGCAGACGGACCAGCCGAACAUUUCAGACCACCUCAUGUUCGAGAUCCUGCAGCUGCUCCAGUGGAGGGACCGUUUCUGGAACGUGUGUAACUCCUUGCCAGCAGACACCCGCGGAGUGUGUGUGCUCUCCCUGCACUGGCAGUGGGUCCACAAGCACCUGGUACUACGUCUGCCCCAGCUCCUGAUGGGCGAUGGAGACUAUGAAGGGCAGCAAGAGCUGCACACCAUCUCCUCAGCGAUCCAGAACACACUCUCCAGCUCCGUGUCUGUGGCGCUGGCACUAAAGAGCAUUCAGAAAACCCUGGGAAAGCCUCUUCCAUUUAAGUUGGAGAGCGUGGCUGAAUGCUCCGCCCAUCUCCGCCUCUUCAGCAAGGCUCUCGACGUCAAGGACUUGCGCCUGAAUGACAGAACACCGUCGCUGUGGAAACAGGAAGUGGCCCGGCUCCGGGCCGUUGCCAUGAGAAUAGACUGCAAGGAAGCCCUGCUGGAAGGCUGGGGUCUGGUCCUGCAGGCUAACCUUCUUCUCGAUCCGCAGAGUACUGGUGUGCUGGAGAGAUUACAUACCUGUGUGGAUCAGCAGCAGGGACACAUGGCCUCCUGUGGCCUGCUGGAUUCACUCUCUGAAGCUGAGAAUGAGGAGGAGAUGGGCGAUGGCGCAGGUCCAGACCGUGAGCUGUUACUGCGGCUGGCUCGCAGGGCUCAGCUCUGGCCUGUACUGGAGGAACUCGCCAUCCUCAACCAGAUGAAAGUGACUGCAGAUCUGUUACACCAGUCUAUCAUACACAGAGGGAGUAAAAAUGACGAGGAAGAUCUUCGAAGAUCCCUGUCCAACCACCUGCGCUUCUGCAUGCAGUCCACCCCCAUGAAUAUCCGUCUGCUCCAGCCAUUGUGGUUCCUCCUCAGGACAGAGAGGCCUGUAGAGGAGCUGCCAUUAGUGUGGUGCGAGCUGCUUUCCGAGACGCUGGCAGCGCUCUGGAGUGGCAGCGUGACCUCCGAUCCUGAUCGCUGGCUGAAAUGGAACCCUCUGAGUCCAGAGGAGGAGACGAAGAAGAGCUUCCGAUCGCUGCUAGGACCCUCUGAUACGGGUCCAGGCAUGCUGAGCCGAGCUGUGUGGUCACGGUGUGUGCUGGGAGUUUUGAGCAGCAGUGAAGUGGGUGGGCGCUGGGACCCAUCAGGCUCCUCCUUCCUGACCUCAUCACGGGUGACGCUGGGCGAGUGGAGAGAGAGGAUUGGGCAACUCCAGGACCUCAGCGCCGUGCUGUGGGACAACCUGGCCAUGUCCGAACUCGCUGACUUCAGAUUAACAGACCGCAGGUUGCAGGGCCUGGUGUUGUGCCGGCAGCUGCAUGCUCUCUCUGACCUGCUGUCUCCAGGGUUACAGGAGAGCUAUGCAGAAUCCUGCGACUCUCUCGUCGAAGGCGAGGACCCCGUUGGAGCGGCAAAGGACAUUCAGAUCGCCCUACGAGAAGGCCUGCCUGAAAACCUUCUCCCAGAAGGCUUCCUGGACACAUUGGUGACUUGCUUAACCCAGUUCUCCCAUAACCGGGCAUGUGACACGGUCCAGCUGGCCCGGUCUGGGGUGUUCUGGGUGAACAUGGGCCUGCUUCAGAUCCAAGUUUGGGUUCCACAGACGAUAUUUGACCCGGCAGUAAAGAGGGCUUACAAACUCAAAUACGCACAAGACGAGCUUGCCUUACUUCAAGACGAAUGGAGUGGGCGGAGUCUGUCCUCUCAGCUGCUCACAGGGGUGCAGCUUGAAGAGAGCAGCACCACCGAUGCCUUCCAACAUCCCCGAAUCAGGUACCUGUGGAUCCGUAUGCAACAGGUUAAAGAACAGAUCUGUGAGCUCGGGCGUAAACAGGCGUGUCGUCCGGCUGAGCCCCAGUACGGACGCCUAUACCAGGAGCUCCAGCACUACCUGUGCAGCAUCGGGCAGCCAGCAGCAGUGGGUGACCUGCUGUCACACCUGCUCAAGGCCCUGCAGGGUUCCGGCCACAAAUCCCGGCCAGGCAUCCAGGGCCUGUUAAAGGAGGAGGCUGUGUGGCAGGCAUCACAACAGCGUUUUGCCCAGCGCCUGGCCGACGAGUACCCGCUGUACCCCGACGUCGUGGUGCCUUUACGCUCAGCUAUUCUGCAGCUGCAGCACGGUAUGCGUCUGCUGGCCUCCCAAGUGGCAUCUACGCUGACUGCGCUUCCAGGUCUCUCUCGCCUUGUAUCCAUGCUGUUGGCUUUUCCUGCACCAGCACUGACCUCUGAUCUAGAGCGCGCCCAAUACCUGUGCUCUCGGACAUGCAUGGACACCCUUAGAGGGCUGGAGAAGAUGCUUCCUGACACCGAGGUAAACCGCGUGGUCCCCGAGCCUGUCAUGUUACUGCUCAGCGCUCUGUUGUGUCUGCAGAGCCACGCAAUAAGUGCAGGAGAGCUCGGGACGGAGGCACAAAAUCUGUUCAGACACAUGUGUCAGGCAUUGGUGAACGAGUGGGAUGAGCAGGAGAGGAGAGCAAGGGAGAAAGAGCAGAAGGAGGCCAGUUUGUACCGCAGUCGCUCUAAACUACACGGAGGAGGCCUCAGUGAGGAGCAGCAGGAGGAGCGCGAUUUCAGGCGCUCCUUCCCCACGUACCACAAAGAUUUUGCUGAUAUCACCACAGAACCCAGUCUGGAGCAGCCAAUCAUUAUCGAGGAUGAUGACGGAGAGACGGAGUCUAAUGAAAACAGCGUCUUCCAAGUAUCCAGCUGCCAGAACACCAUCGUUCAGGUGCAUCAGAAACUGUGCCUGGCCUUCGCUCAAUCACUGUGGUACCAGUCAAAUCCACAGUGCAAUCGGAGCAAAGAGCACCUCAGCGCUUUGGUCUCGUCUUAUCAGAUCACUGCACCUUUAAUAGCUCGCUUCUAUCAUCUUAUGGACUGUGAAAUGGAUCCUCAGCUGACGGGCUCUCAGCUGCUGCUCAGCUCUGUGCUGCAGAACACGGUUCGGGGCUCCGGAGGUCCGACCGGCCUCAUGCUCCAGAGCGAAGGACCGUACGACUUCUACCAGCAGCCGAACAUGUGCCAGGCUCGGCUCUGCCUUCCUGCCAUCGAGCAGCUGGCCCGCGCAGUCCGCCAGCGUCUAGACGACUGGCCUGAACACCCGGCGCUGGUGCAGAUCACCGUGGUGAUAGAGAGGAUACUGGCAUUCAGUCUGUCCAGCCCACUGGCCAAGUUCCUUAACGGGCUGGAGAUCUUGCUCAGCAAAUCACAGGACUGGGAGAAUAACGCCAGUCGCUCUGUGUCUCUGAGGAGCGAGUUGGAGCCCAUCACACAGCUCAUCAUCCAGUGGAGGAAAUUGGAGCUGAAUUGUUGGUCUAGCAGUCUGGAUAACGUUCUGAGGCGGCACUCGGAGAACUCCAACAAGCGCUGGUUCUCCAUCUACCAGCUGAUAGAGAGAUAUCUGCUGGAGAAAAGGACCGACACCAAACCUGAUGUUAAGGAAGGAGGUAUGAAGGAGAUGCCCCUGCCCUCGGUUUCGUCCACACUGCAGGGCUUCAUGGAGGGAUCCACACUGGGCGAAUUUCACACACGCUUGGCCAUGCUGCUUGCCUUCCACUGCCAUGUGCUGUUGGCUCCCAAACAAGAAGGUCACGACUCGCUGUGUAGUUUGCUGUGGAACCUACACAAGUACUACGCUCAGUUCUCUGACAGCGUCCAGGCCAGAAUCACGCAGCUGAGAGCGCCCAUCGAAAAAGAGCUCAAGGACUUUGUGAAGAUCUCCAAGUGGAAUGAUGUCAGUUUUUGGGCAAUCAAACAGUCUGUGGAGAAAACACACAGGACUUUGUUCAAGUUCGUGAGGAAGUUCGAGGCGGUGUUGUCCGAGCCGUGCGCUCCCUGGCUGGUGGAGCAGAAAAGCAGCGGCAGCAUGGACAGCGUGGACAUUCAACAAGAGGACACACCACUGCACCAGCUCCACCGCGCACUCAAGAGCGCCCUCCCUGGACGGCACAGAGACCUACAGAGCGAUGGUCCAGAGGAGGUCACGUCUGGCAUGGAGCCCUCAUCGCUGCAGGCUCGUCUACCCUCGCUCACAAGGAAGAUGAGGAAGAUGUGUGUGCAGCUGGUGAAGAAGACGCCUCUGCCCGAGCUGUCGGAGGACCUCGACCAGUUUACAGUGGAGAUCAUUGCCAACGUUCAGGCACUGCAGAGCUUGACAGUGGACCGCUCUCUAGAGCAGGAGAGGCAAAAAGCUGAAGCGAAACACAUCCUGCUGCAGAAACAGCGAGCUUUAGCCGACCUCUUUAAGAUGCUGGCGCAGAUCGGUCUCUCGUAUCGUAAAGGCUUGACAUGGGGUCGUACAGCAGAUCCGGAGGAACCGCUGUUUUUGCAGCCUGUAGAAAUGAGAACAACACUGGCUGCACUGAAAACACAGGAACCCACAGAAAACAUGCUGUUUGCUGAGAUGACUGGCACAUGGGACGGCUGUCAGAAAUAUUUCUACCGCUCCUGGGCCAGACGUAAUGCCAUGCAAGCUGCAAUGCAGGCAGCUGUAAAGGAACUCGGUUUGGGUAAUGUGGAGCGAUGCCGGGGCUUCUCCUCUCACCUGUUCAAACUGCUGCUCAGGCAAAGGCGCCGACUCGCCAAAAUAACGGAACACUUCGUGGACCUCAGAAGAUUGAUUGACGCCGUACAGGAUAUCCGGUCUCACACGGCCUUGGGAGAGAAAGACGAGAGCGGUCUUCCCCCUCAGGACUCUCUCAGCAGCUGGGUGGUGAAGGCGCGGACGCUGGCGCAGCAGUGCUGCGCGGCCCUGCGGCAGCUCUCCUGGGUGCUGCAAUGCUGUCCCGAGGGUUCCUCUGCAACGCUGUGCCCGUCCAGAGAGGGCGAGGGUGAGGGCGGGCAGGGCGAGGCCACCCUGAGCCACCCCACGCCUCUGUCAGCUCACCUCCAACCUCAGGCGUGUCUAAUGAGGCGGGGCGAGGCGAGCUGGAUGGAGGCCGUGAAGAGCAUAGAGGCUUUGCAGAGCGAGAGCACACAGCUAAAGGAGCGGCUUAACGCCCUGGGUCAUGAAUCUACACAAAGAGCGAUCCAAACCAGGAGGCACUUAGAGGAGUGCUGCUCAUGUGUGCAUGGAUUGGGGGCGCUAGCAGACCGGAUGGUGGCUCUGGAGCACCUCUUUGACCUCGAUGGCAGUGACUUGCCUCGUUCGCAGCCAUGUCUGACACGAGGCUUACACGGCAUCAGGAUGGAGGUGAACACCUGUGUCAUGGAGUUCACAGCCUGGAAAUCACAACUGCUACCACUCAGAACAUCAUCCAAACGUUCCGCAACGUCAUUCCGGGCCGAGUUCUCAGAGCAACUGGAGAGAACCAUAAACACGGUUCUGUGUGCCGUGCAGGGUCUGGUGAAGAGGAGAGAAAAAGAGAGAGAGGAGGAGCAGCCACGGGACAGCAGGAAAGAGAGCGAUUCUGAGGUGGCUGAGGAGCUCCUGAAGCCGGGACACCUGAGCCGGUUACUGGAGGAGGACCUGAGUGGAGACGUAUCGUGUCUCUCCCUGGCUGAGGUCAUUGAGGUCGUGGAGAGGUUGCUGGAGAGGCUGCGAUCCUUCAGAGACACGUGUCCAGCACGGCACUUAGGGGAGCUGAGGGAGGCCUGCAGGGAUCUGGUUCGCUUGGAGCCCAUGCUGUGUGUGUACUCGGAGCUGGUGCGCUGGUACGUGGCGGUGUGUCUGGGCGCUCACCGCAGCACGGGCAAACUGCUGUCUGUCCUCGCCAGCAUCUUCACUGACCUCGCUCAGAAGGGAUUUUGUUUGCCCCAGGAGUUAAUGGGUGGAGGUGAUGGAGAAGGAGCUACGGAGUUCCAUGACUACGAGGGCGGGGGGAUUGGAGAGGGAGAGGGUGUCAAAGAUGUCAGCGACAAGAUUGAAAACGAAGAUCAGGUUGAGGACACGUUUCGGGAAGGACAGGAAAAGAGCGAAGAGGAACCAGACAAGCGAGAUAUUAAAGAAGAAGACAAUGCCAUCGAGAUGUCUGAGGACUUUGAUGGGAAAAUGCAUGAUGGGGAGACGCGAGAAUCAGGUGAUGAGGAGGACUCUGAUAAAGAGGAGGAUGAGGAGCUCGAUAAGAAGAUGGGAGACCUGGGAGAUGGGCCGACUGACACCCUUGAUGAAAGGAUGUGGGGUGAUGAUGAAGAUGAUGAUGAUGAUGACGACCUGGAUAGCAGUGACAAGGAGGAAGAGUCCGGGCCAGGAAUGGACCAGGGAGAGUCUGAGCUGGUUGCCAAAGAUGACAACAAAGAAGCUGGGGAGUCGAAUAAAGACAAGAAAAACAAUGAUGAAGACAAUCCAAUGGACAAUGAGGACGAGAAGGAGAAAAUUCACGAGCAGGUAGAUGAGCGCGAGUUUGACGAGAACGAGGUGGACCCCUACCACGGUAAGCAGGAGAAGAAAGCUGAGACAGAGGCCAUGGAUCUUCCGGAGGAGCUCAACCUGGAUCAGGAUGAACAGACAGGACAGGAUGAGGAUGGAGAGGGAGAGGGAGAAGGAGAAGCUGAGAACCCGUACGACAUCGAGGACAAACCCAUGGAGGUGGACGAGGCCGAGGGAGAGGGAGAGGGAGAAGAAGAGAAAGGCGAAGAGAUGAUGGAAGACCUGCAGGACACUCAAGGUGAAGAAGCAGGAGAGGAACAGAAAGCAGAGGAAGAGACGGGAGGGGAGCAAACAGACGGAGACAGAGACUCUGAGACGGAUGAGAGAGGAGAAAACGAAGGAGAAGGGGAUGAGGAAGAGAAGGAGAAGGGACAGGAAGAAGGUAGAGAGGAGGACAAGGCCGUCCCUGCUGAUCAGGGCCAGAAACCAAAGAAUGAGGAGCAGGAUGGCGAGGAGGAUGAUGCCCAGGUGGAGUCUGCUGAGAGAAAGGAGCACGCGACAGAUGGGCAGACCGGGGAGGAAAACGUUCAAAGCGACACAGCAGUGGAGUUGGCAGGAGCCGCAUCCGAAAGAGACCAGGCCAAAGAGGAACACGGGACCGGGUCGGCUGACGCCAGUCAGGCUGAGGGGCACGACUCUACGCUGAUGGCCAGGAUGAGCUCUCAGAGGCAGAGACAGAAACAGACACAGAGCUUUAAGCGGAAGCCGGGCCGGGCGGAUAACGAGCGUUCAUUGGGCGACACCAGCGAGCGUGUGCACAAGCGUUUGCGUACAGUGGAGAGCGCAGAGCGGAGAGAGCAGGAACACACUCCCAACGAUGCCCAGCAGGAGUCCGACAUGUACGAGCACAUCAGACACGGGGAGGAGAAGUACGACACGCAGACAUACGACACAGCGAGCGCAGAGCAGCAGAGACCAACUUCUAUGAAGCAAGAUGACGAUAAUGACGACGACGAUGACGUUGCUAUGGAUACAGAGGAGGAGAAAGAGAUGCAGGCAGUGGAUGCUCCAGAGCUAAAGCCAGAGAAGCUGGACAGCUCCAAAGCCUCUCAAAGAGGUUUGGAAAGCGGAGAACUGGACACCCAGAAGCAUGAUCAGGAAGAAGAAGAAGAGAAACCAGAGACGAAGACGAGUCGUGAUGAAGAGCAGAAGAGGGAGAGGAGUAAAGAGUCCACCAUACACACUGUGCCGGAGUUACUGACGGAAAUGCUCAAGCUCCAGGUUAAAGAUCCAGACCUGCUAAGAAGAGAUUUAGAGCUACAGUUGGAAGCGUGGCAUAAGCAGACUCCAGGAUCUCUGGAAGAGGAGAGUGCAGCAGCAGCGAUGUGGCAGCAGUAUCAAGCGCUCACCUCGCCUCUGUCGCAGCAGCUGUGUGAGCAGCUUCGCCUCAUUCUGGAGCCCACACAGGCUGCUAAACUCAAAGGAGAUUACCGCACAGGAAAACGGCUGAACAUGCGUAAAGUCAUUCCCUACAUCGCCAGCCAGUUCCGGAAAGACAAGAUCUGGUUGAGGAGGACGAAGCCCAGCAAGAGAGACUAUCAGAUCUGCUUGGCUGUGGACGACUCGUCCAGCAUGGUGGACAACCACUCCAAACAGUUGGCGUUCGAGUCAGUCUCCGUGAUCGUGAAUGCUCUCACCCUGCUGGAGGUGGGACAGGUCGCAGUGUGCAGCUUCGGUGAGAGCGUCCAGCUGCUCCACCCAUUCCAGCAGCAGUUUAACGACCAAUCAGGAGCUCGAAUCCUGCGCCUCUGCCAGUUCCAGCAAAAGAAGACGAGAAUAGCUCAAUUUUUGGAGACUUCAGCCAACAUGUUUGUAGCAGCCAAACAUCAAAAUCCAGGCUCUGCAAACACAGAGACGGCACAGUUGUUGCUGAUCGUCUCUGACGGCAGGGGCUUGUUUCUGGAAGGGAAGGAGAGAGUAGCGGCGGCGGUUCAGGCCGCUCGCAGCGCCAACGUCUUCGUCAUAUUUGUAGUGCUGGAUAACCCCAACUCCAGAGACUCCAUAUUGGAUAUAAAAGUGCCCAUCUUUAAAGGACCGGGUGAACUGCCAGAGAUCCGCUCCUACAUGGACGAGUUCCCGUUUCCGUUUUACGUGAUCCUGCGCGACGUCAACGCCCUGCCCGAGACGCUGAGUGACGCUCUGAGGCAGUGGUUCGAGCUCGUAACUGCCACCGACCGGUAACAAACCGCCAGGAAGCCGCAACUGCACAAAUCCUCCCAGUGCUGCUAGCCUCCCGGACACGGAGACGUACACAGAAGGAUACACACAUGCGCGCGCACACAUAUAUACAUAAGCAUCAGACCGGCUGCUGUACAUGUGCCUUUUCUUUUGUUCUUGGUGUUAUUUUAUUGAAUUGUAGUUUGCUAGAAAUUGCUGCUCUUGGUUUUCUUCAAUAGGAAGUUGAAGAGCUUUGGAUUAUAACAGUAUUGUUAUUUUCAUCUUUCUCACUUCAGUGGAUUCUCUUCCAUUUCGAGCUAAACUUAAAUGAACAUUUUCAACACAGUGAGAGACAACGGGAGAUGUCUUUAGGCUCGGAAAUCCUCGUACACAUCCGGUUUUCAGACGUGACGACUGUGAAUGGCACUGUAUGAUUGUGUCAAAAAAAAAAAGAAAAAAAAAAAAAAAGAAAAACAGAAGUGCAUGUCGGACAUUUUUUUGUCACGAUGCGUUUGCAGAAAUCCAGCGAAGAAACGUGCCUUUGGAAGAACCCCAGUCCCAGCUCGGGACAGAAGACACCAGAAGCUCAUCGCUUGUACACACUUUCUAAGAUUGUUCCACAUUUCCAUACUGUAUACAUUAAUCUGAGCUACAUGCAUGGACCAUCGCCGGCUCUCUCACUAAACAGACUGAAUUCAAAUGUUGAUACUUUUUAAGACUUUGUUUCCGUUAACUGUGUGAAUUCUGCAUUCAAGCUGGUAAAAUCAAUUAAAAAAAAACCCUUCACAUAGACGAUUGAACUCAAGCUGUAACUCGUGUAUGUUUCGGGUCUUUAGCGUCCUCCUACGAUUAAUUAUACAUUUCAGAUUGUGGACUGCCAUUUUCAUAAUGAACCGACUUUGUGAGACAGAAACAUUUGUUGCAUUAAAGAAAUGCAUUUUAAUGUGUUAUCUCUGAUUUCGUAAAAACAGAAGACGACCUCGGAUACAGAACAAGCCGUACAUUUUGUUUAGUGACUAUAAGAAAAAAAUCAGGGAAGAAUUUUCAGAUAUUUGGUCAGAAUUUCCUUCAGCUCUUUUGAGAGGCAUCUUCAAUAAAUAAAUACCAAAAAUAGUAAAUAGAGGAAUGCAGUAAAGGCAUCGUUGGACUUUUGAGGACAUCAUCAUCCAAUUUUGUUUGAAGUGUUAAUGCAUUUAGAUUUCUUUAUAUAUUUAUUUUUUUUAAUAGUGUGGAGCACAACAACUAUAUUUCACAUCCUUGUUUAAAAUCAGCCAAAAUGAACACAUUAGAAAGGUCAGAUUGUGUAAAAUAAACAUGGCAUACAAUAAUUAGUGACAGUCCUGCACUCGAUAAGGCCUAGCGACCAAUCAGAGAUCACCUUUGUUCCCAAAGACCAAUCACUGAUCACCACUGUUUGUCCCGCCUGUUCAUUUUAAAAUCUCUUCUUGGUUAUGUUUACAAGUAAUAAAAGCGAGUUAUUCCAUCAGUAA
Molecule: messenger RNA, 18350 nt
Organism: Pangasianodon hypophthalmus (striped catfish)
Lineage: Eukaryota; Metazoa; Chordata; Actinopteri; Siluriformes; Pangasiidae
Gene: mdn1
Product: midasin AAA ATPase 1
Exons: 101
Coding region: 250-16884 (5544 amino acids)
Biological process (GO): rRNA processing; ribosomal large subunit assembly
Cellular component (GO): nucleus; preribosome, large subunit precursor
Molecular function (GO): ATP binding; ATP hydrolysis activity
Source: RefSeq, a predicted model, not a curated record